GGCUGUCUUGUUUCACUGUCUUAAUAUGAUCCAGAGGUGCUGUACCAUCAGCACAUCAGAAAUUCCUAGGUGGCCAGUGGGGGACAAAAGAAGGCAAUGCAAACCAGAGUUGGAGCUGAGAACAGGACCAUCACUGGACACGGCGCUGGCCUAUGGGGCCAGUUCUCAUCAUCACCAGCUGGAAAGACUGAUGGACUUCAGGCAAGGUCUUUGGCUGUGGCCAGUGGAGGGUUUCAUGAUUGAAUUAGGGGACAACCCCCCCUCAUACCAGCAGCUGAUCAUUUCUAACCUAUGCUCACAGAAAGUCCUGAUCCUCAUGUUUCUCUGCUGUCGCCUGUGGGCUCCUCCAGAGCCGUGAAGAAGGGGGAACUCCAGCCCCAUCACAAGAAGACUGGGUCUUCUACGCAUGGCGACUCAACCCAUGUGAAAGCUCUCUUGUGUGAGUACCCGGCAGCACGCUUUGCUGUCUGUGGUCUGUGGACACUGACUGGCACCUAAGCAACAUCCCAGCUCCCUUCUCUCCCCCUAGACGCCACUGUCUUAGAGCCUCCAUGUGCAUUUGCUAUGACAUACAUCAGUGUUGAUGAGAGACAGGAACACUGCCGGGUGAUCUUGAGCUGCCAAAAUAAUCAGCUCUAUGCACAACAUGGCUUAAAGGAUUUUUCAGUUGACAGCAUGCAUCCACUAAAGAACCUAGACACCCAUAUUUUUUCUGGGAACUUCCACACUCUAGACUGCUGCCACACAGGCAAGCCACCUUUGGCCAGUCCUGUGGAAAACCGGAUGUAUCGGAGCGUGGAGAACCUUCAGUGGGCAACAGUUGCUGACUCUGGGCUGUAUUCUCACUGCCGGAGCCUGGAUAACGAGAUCAUCUUUCGCUACAGAGGCACCAGUCAGUGGACAGAAGGUUGUGUGGAUGUGGCCCCAGCACAGAGCCCAUCAGACUCCCCGAAGAACCUUUCUCUCCAUGCUAAACAGACAUCUCGAUCAGCACAGAAUGUGCUCCUUGCUCCCCUUGCCAAAGUGCCUCAGUGGCUCUUCCCUUCUGCAGAGGAAAGAGCUCUACACGGGGAUGCCAAAAAAGAGCUGAAGGAGAAACUGAGGCUGCACAAUAGUAAGGUGGCAGAGCUCUGCAAGCCACUGCGUCCAGAAGUGGCACUGCCUGACCUGAUGGCUCGGGAGUUUUUUCCAUGCCAGGUGUGCCAGCAGUGCAGGAACGGUUGUGCUGUCAACUGCUGCACAGUUUUGAUGGAACACGCUGCUCUCAGGCACAGCCUCACAGGGAGGCAGAGUCUGUGUUUUGCACACAGGAUUGUCAGUCCAGAAGACAUCAAACAGGAGGCUCAGAGGAGGCUUCAGGUCCGAAGGCAGAACAGCUCCCCCAGUUUGCCCCUUCAGCAUGACAGGGAAACCCGUGAGAUGGCCAAAUCCAGAACAUCAGAAACCAUAGAACAAUAUAGUAAGGAAACAGAUGUCAAAUCUACACUGGGACAGAGCAAGAAAGGCCUCUGCAAAGGGAGGCUUUACAUACCCACCUUUGAGGAAUUCAAGCAAAUAAGAAGUAAAGCGGCUAAUUCUUCCGCCAGCAGCAGCGGGCCAGUGGAUUCCUUGAAUAAGGGUCUGCCUGCAAACCAGAGCCUGAAGGAGGAGAGCAGUAAGAAUGUCUGUCCAGAAGUUCUGGGGACUAAAGCUGUAAAUGAAGCUGCUGUAACAGCAGAGGAUGAUGAUGAUGUGUUCCAUGAAAACCACACCUCUGCUGGCUUUUCCCAAUAUCCAAACACAUGGGAUGGUUUCAGGAUGAGCAGCCCUGACAUGAAGGACAGAACCUUCCAAAUCUGCAGCCCAGAUAGAUCACCGGUCCCCAUUUGCUCUAGCCCUAUUCCACUAUCACCUUUACAGGCAGUAGCGAUACAUAGAGCUGGGCAGGAGAUCUUCAGUGAUGAGCAGCAGAAAGGAGAGACAAGACAAUUAAAUGAUGUCCUCCACCUUGCAGGGCAGUCGCUGGCUUCUGAAGCCCAGUCUUCUUGCUGUUCAUCGCUGCUGUUAGAAGCCACAGACUUAUCCAGCUAUGGAGCUAAGCUACAAAAAAUGAAGGACGAAUUCAUAGGUUCAGCCUUGGAACUUAUUAAGAAAAGCUGCAAUGCUGAGACUGCUGGCAAAUCCCCCUCCAAGGGACAGUGUGAUCUGAGGGAAGCUGAUCUCCCACCUCCUGAGGACAGCCAACAGCCCACAGCGAUGUCCAUGGCAACAGAGACCUGGGAGGACAAACCAAGCAAUGAGACACCCAGCGACAUUCCACCUGCAGAGAGCACCCCCAGUUCUGGCUGCCGGCGGUCCAGUUCCAACAUUGUCCAUGAGAGUGCAGAUGGUGCCAAGGCGCAGCGGGAGUGCCGGCUGCGGCCGCACUUCAGUGACCCCAUGCCAACAGACUCGGUGAAGAGGAAGCAGCUGGAGCUGAAGAUUGCAGCUGCAGCACGGCAGCACGCACAGAAGCGCCGGCAGGAGCGAGACUAUGGUCCAGUGGUAGCAAAAGCCAACCUUGGCCAUGGUGGCAGCUUUGAUGAGACUCGCUGCACCCCACGUGUCUCCCUUCGCUCCAGACAUCACUGGAGUAAUGUCAGCAGCCUGAGCACAGACAGCGGGGUUGUUGGUGUGAAUGAUGUCCAGGAUGACCUGGAUCCCAGUGAGGCCACCCAGACCAAGUCAGCGGAUGUGGAGAGGGCAGAUAGUGGCAUUGGCCAGACACCAGCCAGGAAGUGGAGAAACAGGGCAUCUGAAAUGCUGAGCUCCCUGCAGGCCUGGGAAGCACACCGCCCCUGCACCGACUGUGGAGAAAGAGACCUCCCAGUGGAGACAGAUGUGCAGAACUGCAAUCGGAGGCGGGCUGACCUCUGCGAGAAGUGCUGCAAACGCAGGACGGAGCGCAAGGAGUCUGUGCUGGAGUUUGUCAACACAGAGGCCAGCUAUGGAGAGGACCUGCGCAUCAUCAAAGAGGAGUUCUACCUCCCCAUGCAGGCGGCUGGGCUGCUGAGCCAGGAGCAGCUCCUGGGCAUCUUCAGCAACAUCCAGGAGCUCAUCGACCUCAAUGAGAGCUUCCUGGAGAUACUUCAGGAAGAGAUCGAUCAGGCCUUUGAUCAGGGUGAUGAUGACCUGAUGACCGUGUGCAUCGGUGAAAUAUUUCUAGAGUUUGUCAACAUGCUGCCAGCCUUUCAGACCUACUGUCUUCAGCAGUCCUCCUCCGUGAAUAUGCUCAACGCUCUGGAGAAGGAGAAAGAGCUCCUCAGAAUAUUCCUUGAUGUCUCCCAGAAUGACAACACAGCACUGCGGCGAAUGAACUUGAGGUCCUUCCUAAUGGCCCCUUUGCAAAGAGUCACCAAGUACCCGCUGCUGCUCAGCAGAAUCAUCAAGGCCACCACCGAAUACCACCCAGAUCACAGCAGCCUGCGGGAGGCCAAGAGCCGCAUUGAGUCUCACCUGGAGCACAUCAACAUGAAAACCAAGCAGGAGGGGAACAUGUGGACCCUCCGAUCUUUUCGCCAGGACAGCAAGAAGAAGAGGGAAGUCAUCAACAUUGAGAUGAGAGAAACUGCCCUCAAAACAGUAGGUUGGCUGCGGGAGGAAACAAGAUUUGUGAUGGAGGGGUCUCUGCAGCUGGCCCAGCCCCCCGAUGGCCAGUGGGUGAAGAAAGGCAGCAAGACCCUGAAGUUCCAGAACAUGCAGGUCCUCCUCCUCGUGAACAUGAAGCGUGUGUCAGAGUCCAGCCUGGAGUCAGCUGAGCCAGGGCCCGUGAAGGACGCCGUGCUGGUACUCAUCAGGGACAAAAAUAAUGGGAAGUUCCAUUUGCUCAGGGAGCCCUUAAGGCUGAGCAAUUGCAUUGUGUCCACUGACCCCGACUGUGACGACACUUUUGAACUCAUUGAGAUCAGGCGGGAGGCAUUUGUGUUCCGGGACAGCGACCGGGCACGGACUCACCACUGGUUCAGGCAAAUCCGGCGGUACUCAAAGGAGCUGGGCUCCUGGAAGAAGCGGCGCAACGCACUGCCCAACAUCAUGAUCAGCACCCCUCACACCAGGCCCUGAGUCCUGCACGGGCAGCAAGCAGGGAGACUUGGCUUGACCAGUGCCAUGUGCGAGGACCACCAAGAGCCUCAGUGGCUUGAUCUUGCUCUGCUCCAUGGACAACAAAGGGAGGAGCCUGGCCCAUGAAGACUCUGAGCAGCACUGGAAGCAAGCAUCACAGCCCUAUUCUGGUCUCCCAGCCUCUGGACUCACAACCUGUUUGUUUUUAAUAUACACAUAGGGGUGGGCUUCCCUCAGGGAGCAGAUCUCUGGAGGAAAGUACUGAGUUUAACUUAAUAUUGCACUGCAGAAUGAUGUAUGAUGCUUGCCAUUGCAUGGAUUGUGUUGAAAGCCAGUCUUGACAACAUGAGAGAGGUUUCCAUUGACUAUAUUUCAUCAGCAUUAGGUAAAGUCAGGGUCAAAAUUAGGUGCAGUAUUAUGCAACAGAGGAUGCAAGUUGGAUGUAAUUGUUUUCUGCUGCUACUCCUAAGGACUGUCUUUCAUUACUCACCUCUGUAUAUUCAGUCAAAAUACUUGUUGAAAAAAAGGCCUUUCAUCUUUAAUCCAAAUCAAGUAGGUAUCAAUUUGCUCAGAUUCAGCUGCAUGCACACAGAAAAAAAAAAGCAAGACUGAAAGGAGUUCUUGUUCUCUGACACAUAUACCCCAAGUGUGUGUAGAACAUGUGGAAGAGCACUAUAACCCUGUUGAAAGUCUGAUAUUUAACUGGCUUAGGGACUGUAACAUAACACUGCAUCUGAAAUAGAAGUCUAUGUAAAUAUAGCUCUGCUACCACUAAUAAUGAAUUUAAAAGUUUGCCAUUAUUUAAAUGAUGUAAUCUAGUGUAUUUCAAAAUUGUAUUUCAAAGGAACAAUUUACAUUGUACUGUAGAGUAAUAUAAAAGGUUUUAAUAAUUA
Neopsephotus bourkii (Bourke's parrot) is the source of this 4973-nucleotide messenger RNA. RefSeq lists its product as uncharacterized. Gene Ontology annotation, biological process: positive regulation of Rho protein signal transduction. NCBI's taxonomy places the organism in Eukaryota, Metazoa, Chordata, Aves, Psittaciformes, Psittacidae. The transcript is spliced from 8 exons. The record is from RefSeq and is a predicted model, not a curated record. Gene Ontology annotation, molecular function: guanyl-nucleotide exchange factor activity. Bases 565 to 4080 code for a protein of 1171 amino acids.